Molecule: messenger RNA, 744 nt
Organism: Arvicola amphibius (Eurasian water vole)
Lineage: Eukaryota; Metazoa; Chordata; Mammalia; Rodentia; Cricetidae
Gene: Ms4a15
Product: membrane spanning 4-domains A15
Exons: 6
Coding region: 16-744 (242 amino acids)
Biological process (GO): cell surface receptor signaling pathway
Cellular component (GO): plasma membrane
Source: RefSeq, a predicted model, not a curated record
GGCUCUCUGAACACGAUGUCCACACCUCCUGCCAGCAAUGGUGUAUUUGUCGUCAUCCCGCCCAGCAACGCCAGUGGCCUCCGCCCGCCUCCAGCCAUUGUGCCCACCUCCAUGUGCCAGCCUCCAGGGAUCAUGCAGUUCGAAGAGUCACCGCUGGGGGCGCAGGCGCCCAGGGCCAGCCAGCCACCUGACCUAAGACCAAUAGAGACCUUCUUGACCGGAGAGCCAAAAGCUUUAGGGACGGUGCAGAUCCUGAUUGGCCUCAUCCACCUUGGCUUUGGCAGCGUCCUGCUCAUGGUCCGCCGAGGUCACCUGGGGAUGCUUUUCAUCGAAGGUGGCGUCCCCUUCUGGGGAGGAGCUUGCUUCAUCAUCUCUGGAUCCCUCUCGGUAGCAGCUGAGAAAAACCACACCAGUUGCCUGGUGAAGAGCAGUCUGGGAACCAACAUCCUCAGUGCAAUGGCGGCCUUCGCUGGGACAGCCAUUCUUCUCAUGGACUUCGGAGUCACUAACUGGGAUGUGGGCAGGGGCUACCUUGCUGUGUUGACCAUCUUCACCAUCCUGGAGUUCUUCAUCGCUGUCAUCGCCACCCACUUUGGGUGCCAAGCCACCCGUGCCCAGACUAACGCGUCUGUGAUUUUCCUACCCAACGCCUUCGGCACGGACUUCACCAUCCCCAGCCCAGCAGUCUCUCCACCCCCUGCCUAUGACAAUGUGGCAUAUAUGCCCAAGGAGUCAUCGGAGUAG